CACAAACUUUGCUAGAUGGUCAUGAUCAACCACCACUUGAGGAUGUUUGGCCUUCAGAUAGCGCACAACUUCAAGGAUUAGAAAGUCCACAACACGCUGCGGAUAUCAUAGAGCCACAAGAGCAGCCCGACCCCGCUACUCACCAGCGAGACACCUCGAGUCCAGUGGAUGACGAGGACAAAAACGCAGCCAAAAAUGACAUCGAUAUCGUGGACCGCUCCUCGCAACAGGACUCUACCCAAAAAUCUUUGACGCCAGUGCCUUCCCCAUCAGUAGGGCAAUGACAGUCAAAUGGCUCCAGGAGCUGUUAGUGAAGGUGAAGACGAAGAUUCCGUGGACGUUGAAGAAAAUCCAGAGAAUCAAUCCUCGCAAGGGGGUCUGGUAGACCAACCUACACAGGAUUCAUCUGAAGCACGCAUGAACGAGCAUGCCCCUGGAGCCUCUGUUCAUAUUGUUCCCGCCAGCUCUUCUGCCAGCUCAGACGAAUCAUUGUCGGCUGAGAUUAAAUCCCCACGCAUAAAGCGCAAGCGAGCGUCCUCUACAAGCACACCUAGUCGCUUAACUCGAUCCAUGUCGAGUAAACAUUUAAUGGCUGGUGCGCAUUUUGAUGACCAACCGAAAAAAAUCAAAAAGAAAGAGCAUACAAGUCACGACACAGUUAACGGGCUAGGAAACACGAGUGAUAUGGAAUCGACUAGUUCAGGGGCUACCAGUGCAUCUAGGAUGCUUGGUCCUUCCAGCAGGCAUAGCUCUCGAGCCUCAUCUGUCAUUUCCAGUGCUCCUAGCACGUCCUCUUUGUCAAUACAGCCUUCACCGACUGUAGACCGCUUUACAAUGCAUACGCUCCACCCUGCAGUCCCUCCUCCCAUCUUCCACACACAUGGUGGCUUACGUCACCAUCACCCUCCUAAACCACCUUCGAUCACAUCUCAACCCG
Molecule: messenger RNA, 937 nt
Organism: Serpula lacrymans var. lacrymans S7.9
Lineage: Eukaryota; Fungi; Basidiomycota; Agaricomycetes; Boletales; Serpulaceae
Exons: 3
Source: RefSeq, a predicted model, not a curated record